AGGCAGUGAGAGCUGCUCUCGCAAGUGGCCGCAGAUGUGAGCUGAGUUUUUAGUCGCUAUCUGCUACUACAGCGAACCAACUUUGCCUCCAUUCACUUGAACGGCAAUGUCAGAUUAGCUGGCCUCUUUAGCAUCGACGUCUCGUUUAUUAUUAUUUCUUGUCGAUGUCGUGGUCGUGUAUAGCAGCCGCCAAGGGACUGUUUUAACCUAAUUUCGCGACUAUUUCUUUAAACGUUUCCUUUUUUAUUUGUAUUUGAUACAUGUUUUAUCUCUCUGACGGUUGACACACUGAAACAAAAGUGGAUUUAACAGUGGCUCCGCCGUGUACCAGCACUCCAAGAUGCUCCUGGUCUCUCCGCGGCUAGACUCACCUCGCAUGGACCCAUUACUGCCAGGACUGAAGAGGAAGCUGACUGGGGCCGUGGAUGGUUCUCCGCUAAACGGGGUUUCCGAUACCUCCAUGACCCAGGGCAGUGCCAAGCGACUAUGCCUGGAGGAUGUUACCCUGGCUGUAGGCCCAAGCUUUCCCCAGCCACCCUUCCCCACUGGAACUGGGAUAAGUAACCAAGGAAGUGGGCUUGAAGGUAACCGACUGAACAGUAAUAACAAUAGCUUGGGUUCCCCAUACUCCAUGCCUCCUAAAGCUAGUCCUGGAUCGACACCUGGAGGUGCUGGAAGCUCAGGAAGUCUAGCACCUGCCUUCAACCCAAAUGGCAAUUCAGCAGCCCCUUCUGUGGAACAAGAGCUUCAGGAGAUUCUGGAUGAGCUUACAAAGAACCCUGAUCCCUCUUUGCCUGAGCUGGACAUUGAGAAGAUCCUAGGGAACAAGACUGAUGAGCAAACAAGUAAUGCAGGAAACUUUGUCCACCUAGAUGGGAGUGGAACCCCCAAACGUUCCCCACAGAGACCUUCUCACCUGGAAGCCCAUCUCACCCAAUCCCCUGGUUUCCCUCAGGCAGGCUCUCCUCAAAUGGGUGCUAGUCCAGCCGGUGCUCCUUAUACCCUACCCCAUCCAUCUAAACCAGUUCCUUCCCCACUUUCAGCAUCACCACUUUCUUCUUCUUCUUCCCAGGGCCAGAACCAGGCUCGAUCACCCAUGCUUUCAGCCGCACUGUCCAGUAGACCCACUUCCAACUGGCGUGAGGUGUCUCGGGCGCAGCAGCUACAGCAUUUGGCAUCCAACAGUAAGCACCACUCCACCAGCAGUGGUGGGCCAUCACCAGCCCAGCCAGGCCUAUCCUCACUGGGCCAGCAGGGAUCCUCCUGGGCUGGCCCAUCUCCACCAUACCGGCCAGGAGACAAACUCCCCAACUCGUCCCCCCACCAGCAACCCUUCAGCCCAGCCAGCAGCAUCCAGAGUCCACAGAGCUCCCUCAUCUCCAGCAUAACUCCAGCCCCAUCUGCUGGACCUUCUCCUCCAUAUGGGCCAGAGAAACUAGCUAGUCCAGCUCUUGCUCAGCCACCUUUCAGCCCACAGAGCACCCUUCUUCCAGGAAGCACUGCAUCUGGCAGUUCUAACUCUUCUGUCCAAGGGUCCCAAGCGAAUUACCUAAGUGGUAUACCACCAACAUCAGGCUCCACAAGGCCAUCACCCCCCUACCGAUCAGACAAGCAACAUCCGAGUCCUGCUGGACCAACUCAGCAUGGAGCCCAGCCUUCCACACAGGGGCGUUCUUUCAACUCACAGAACGGUCAAGCACCCAGCAUGUCCAGUCAGCUCUAUAAGGCUAUCACAUCCAGCCAGCCAUCCAACAACAGCCUCAAACUGCUCAUGCAGUCAUCACAGACAAAAUCCGCUCAGCUGCAGCUAAGCAAAACCACUCCAGGCAGCGUAGGUCCAGAAACCUUCUCUUUCAACAACACCAAGCCCUUGCGGCACUUUGAUCCUGAACCUCAUGCUUCCAAAAUGGGGACCGUGUCCCUGGGUGGAUUCCGGAACGGCAGCAUGCAGCCCACACCUCCCACUUCAGCUGCAGGGCAUGCGCAUCUGCUUCAGCAGCGCAUGCAGAGAGGGAUGCAGGCAGAUGGCAUGGUGCCCCACUGCGGUGAGCUCUCUCAGGACCAGAGUGUAGGGAUGGUCCCACAUCUUCAGGACCCUGGUGCAGGGCCUCGUCCAGGACCUGCCAGCAACUACAACAUGCUGCUGAAGACUCAGCUAAUGAGAAAACAGCUCCAGCAGCAGGAAAAGCAAAGGCAGAUGGAGCAAAUGAAUGGGGGACAGAUGCCAGAUUGCCAGCAGGUGGUGCCAUUUCAAGGUCCAGGUCGAACAAUACCUGAGUGUAGCGCUUACCCUAUGAGCACCCCCCAGCAGCCCAACCCUUCCAUGGUGGCCCACAGUGGCCCUUUACCAUCGAACCGCGUGGGUCUUCCUCCUGGAUCCCUCUCCCAAGUGGGCCAUGCUGGACCUUACAUGGGUGGGACUGGCUCCAAGCCACCAUUCUACCAUCCUUCACAAGACUUGGGGAUGACCAUGCAUCCAAGCCAGAGCAUGAUGGGAGUGGGUGGUCCUCCAAGGCAGCCUUCCCACCCGGGACAUGUUGUAGCACGGCCAGGGAUGGCUGGACCAAACUUGGUGGGGGCUCCAGUGCCAACCAACCACCUUCGGCAGGCGUUGCAUCAGGGUAGUGCUCUACCUCCACGUAUGAUGUUCACCUCUCAACAACAGCCACAGUCACAGGCCUCGUUGUGGCAGAACCAACAGGGAACACAUCCACACAUGGAACCUUUGAACCACCAGCACUCAUUCCCCAGUGGGGCGGCUCCUCCAGGGUGUGGGGCACCUCAGUUCCCUCAGCGUCCGGGCAUGGCAGGGAUUUCAGCUAAUUUUCCUGGUGCCCGACCUCCACCAAACCAGAUAUCUCCAGGCUUGGUUGGCAGACAGAUCCAAAAGUUACCCUCUGGGCAACCUCUUCCUUCCAUGGCCCAGCAGAACCUGAGAAUGCGAGGUGCCCUGUCCACCAUGGGAGUCAUGAAGGGUCCUGGAGCUCCAGCCAUGAUGCACACAUCUCAUGGCAUGGCGCCCCCAAGCUACCCUGUUGCCUCAGUGGGCAAGCAUACCCCUGCCCAGGGGUACAACCCUGGACACAAUCCAGGUCAUAAACUGCCCCCUUAUGACUAUCCUCCCCAGCACCAGAGCAAUGGAACUAUGAUUGUAGGGCCUCAAGGACCUGUCGGUGGUGGAGGAGGUGGAGGAGGAAGAGGCGAGAUUGACUUCAUAGACACUUUAGUGGGUUCCAAUGAUGACUGGCUCAACAAUCUCAACAUGAUUGAUGAAUACCUUGAACAUAACUCAUAGAGAAGGCCAGGAAGUCAUGUAAAGUGAGACAGCUGGGAACUCGUGGUUCCAGAAAGUUCCAAACCCAGCCUGUCCUGGCUAUACUGUAGUAAGGAGACAGAGUGGGUCGGAAUCAUACACUGCCACAUGGUCUCUAAAGGCUCUGCUCCCUCAGAUCUGUGCUGGCCCUUUAAGAUCUUGCAGAAAUGUGUAGAGUCACCAAGCAGUGCCACAGAAAUGCAUUCAAAUAAUUGUCAGCACCUGGUAAGCUGUCUGGGAAGUCCUUAAAUGUUCUCGUGUCAACGACUGCUCAAAGGCUUCUCUCUGAACGCUCUGUUUUUGAGAACAGUCUUAAUAAUGUGGCUCCACCAGGCUUGAACACUGUGUAAUGAGCUGAGAUCAGUGUUAUCAUAGCAAAACAAAUGAGGGCAUUCAUUCAUGAAAUGUAAUAACCUGAUGCAUUUCACUCGGUAGCAUCACAUCAAGAAUAGCAAGCAUAUAGUGGCCUGGUGGCCUGAUUGUCACUGUGGAAACAAACACGCUGUUGUAAUUUCGCUCAUGAGCUGUUUUGACAUUGGUAUUUCAAAAGGGGCUUAAUAAUGUACAUGGUAAACUAUUUUGUAAAAUAUGUUUUCAUAAACUGUAACAUAUAUAAAAGAGAAGUACCCAUAUUUAUACUUCUUUUGUGCAAAUACAUUCUUUAGAUUUCCCUUGUAAAUAAUUAUGAAAAUGACUAGUAUAUCAAAGAAGAAAAAACAAUGCUGUAAAAAUAAACAAAAUUCAGUUGAACUUGGAAACUCUAUUGUAAUUUGUAAUAUGCAAGACAGUAUGGUUAGUUUUUGCAGUAAUACUAUGUAUUACAAUGUUGAAAUAUUUGUUAUGGUUUUGACAUAACUGGACUCCUGGUACUCCAAUC
Molecule: messenger RNA, 4190 nt
Organism: Colossoma macropomum (tambaqui)
Lineage: Eukaryota; Metazoa; Chordata; Actinopteri; Characiformes; Serrasalmidae
Product: mastermind-like protein 2
Exons: 5
Coding region: 341-3295 (984 amino acids)
Biological process (GO): regulation of transcription by RNA polymerase II
Cellular component (GO): nuclear body
Source: RefSeq, a predicted model, not a curated record